UCACAGAAAAUUUAAAAACCUAUUGUGAAUGAAACCUAAAAUUCUUCAUUGCAUACUUUUUGCCACUUAUCUAUCUCGUUUUUUUUUCACUUUUCAAUCUGUCAGUGUCAAAAGAAGGCAACGGAAAAAAAGAUGGGUCGUAAUGCAAAGAAAGGCGCUAAAGGUAAGCCAGGAGCACCAAAUAAAUCAAAGAAGGAUAAGAAUGUAUUCAAGGUAAACGAUGCCAAGUCAAAGAAGAAGCCAAAGGAGGUUCAGGGUAAAUUAAAAAAGAUUAAAGAAGCAGUUAAAAAUAAACAAGAAAAAGUCGAUGCCAGUCUUAAGACUUUACACAAGGACAUGGUUGUUAAGAAGCCUGUUGUAGUUAAACCAGCUGCUGGUAAGAAAGGCAAGAAAGCUCCAGCUAAUGCAAAGAAUGUAUCAACUAAAUUGGGUGAUCUUAAAGUGUAAAUUCUACCUCAUCCCAUCUAUAGUAAAAAAAAAAAAGAAACCCAUUUGAACAAUUUAAA
Messenger RNA from Episyrphus balteatus (marmalade hoverfly), 506 nucleotides. Its product is annotated as tRNA (guanine(37)-N1)-methyltransferase. The record is from RefSeq and is a predicted model, not a curated record. The transcript has 3 exons. NCBI's taxonomy places the organism in Eukaryota, Metazoa, Arthropoda, Insecta, Diptera, Syrphidae. Bases 133 to 447 code for a protein of 104 amino acids.